Molecule: messenger RNA, 702 nt
Organism: Penicillium subrubescens
Lineage: Eukaryota; Fungi; Ascomycota; Eurotiomycetes; Eurotiales; Aspergillaceae
Exons: 3
Coding region: 1-702 (233 amino acids)
Source: RefSeq, a predicted model, not a curated record
AUGGAGUCAGCAUCAUUUGGUGAGGGGAAUUCCGGGGUCCAAGAGGGAGUCAAUCACGCUCCCAUCUCGGUCUUUUCCUCUGAUCCGUCUUCGGGUCAUAGCUUUUUCUGCACCUCAAACUAUGAAGCACACAAAAACAUCAAUCCUCCACCAGUCAAGGGUACAUGUGGAUGGUUUCUUAACCAUCCCAAGUUUCAGGAACGGAAGAGCAACGACCAUGAAAAUCUCCUUCGGCUUUCUGCGGGCCCCGGCUGUAGAAAGUAUGUCCUAUCCAAGACACUGGUUGAUGAUGUUCUCCCUCGAGAUACGUCAGCUAUGGUAUGCUAUUUCUUCUUCAAGGACAAUCAGGAGCAAUAUAGUGUGGCAACUGCAAUCUGUGCUCUCCUACAUCAAACAAUAGUCGAAGAGAAAGAGCGAUUGAAAUCAAACUUUGAAUCUCCGUGGAAGGCCUUGAUGUCUGUGGCCCUCGAUUCCAGCGGAGAUAUAAUCUGCGUCAUGGAUGCUCUUGAUGAGUGCCGACAGCAUGAUCGCGAUCGACUUAUACAGGAACUGGAGCGAUUUUAUCACAUGUGUCAAAAAGGACAAAAUGGCCAUCUUAAGAUGAAGUUUCUCGUCACCAGUCGUCCAUAUGGUGACAUUGAACGGAGAUUUGGCAAAAUGACUCGUCAAUUCCCAUCGAUCCGCCCCGCCAGAGAAGAUUAA